AGAGAGAGAGAGAGAGGCACUUGCAGGCAUUAGGGCUCUCACAGCAGUGGUGAAUGGCAGAUUGCCUGCUGAGGCUGUGAAGAAGCGCAAUUUCUGGUAAGGGGAGGAAAACAGACAAGAAGAAAAACAAGUAACAAAUAGCAUCCCUGUACUCAAGGCAGCACUGGCCUGUAUUUUCACCGGAGACUGCAUGGAGACCUAAAGAUUUGGGAGUUGCCUUCAUACCAGUUCCAACAUCCUUGCAAUUGGCUCAGCAUCUCUUCCUCUUCCCACAGGUACUGUCUGCUUCUCUGUUUCAAUUCCGUGCACGAUAAAUAAUGAACUUUCUGCGGCGAAGGCUGUCUGACAGCAGUUUUAUUGCUAACCUGCCUAACGGAUACAUGACAGACCUUCAGCGCCCAGAACCUCAGCAGCCCCCUCCCCCCGUGGCCUCUCCUGCACAGGAGAGGAAGCAGGCUGCACCGGCAACUGGAACAAGCUUCUUCAGCUCCAUCUCAAAUGCUGUAAAGCAGACAGCUGCCUCAGCUGGAUUAGUAGAACAGACCCCAGCCACCACAAGCAAGAAGUUCAAAGUGCUUCUUGUCAUCGAUGAUCCACAGACUGAAUGGGCCAAAGUUUUGCGUGGGAGGAAGGUUCUGGGAGAUUAUGACAUCAAGGUAGAACAGGCAGAAUUCUUUGAACUGAACUUGGUAUCACAUGCAGAUGGCACUUGCAAUGUGGACAUGCAUGUCAUUAGAAAUGGCACAAAGGUGGUCAGGUCCUUCAAGCCUGACUUUGUGCUCAUUCGGCAGCAUGCCUUUAGCAUGGCUGAGAACGAGGAUUUUCGCAACCUCGUCAUUGGCCUGCAAUAUGCCGGAGUCCCCAGUAUCAACUCCUUAGAGUCCAUAUACAACUUUUGUGACAAACCUUGGGUGUUCUCUCAGCUGAUUAACAUCUACAAGCACUUGGGACCAGAGAAGUUCCCCUUAAUUGAGCAAACCUUCUACCCUAAUCACAAGGAAAUGAUUAUAAUGCCAACAUUUCCAGUAGUGGUCAAAAUUGGACACGCACACUCUGGCAUGGGAAAGGUGAAGGUAGACAACCAUUAUGACUUUCAGGAUAUCGCCAGUGUGGUGGCACUUACUCAGACAUACACAACGACAGAGCCCUAUAUUGAUUCAAAGUAUGAUAUUCGCAUUCAGAAGAUUGGAAACAACUACAAAGCCUAUAUGCGGACCUCCAUUUCUGGCAAUUGGAAGACAAACACUGGCUCAGCAAUGCUGGAGCAAGUAGCCAUGACAGAUAGGUACAAGCUGUGGACUGAUGCCUGCUCCCAGAUGUUUGGAGGUCUGGAUAUUUGCGCAGUCAAAGCCCUUCAUGGCAAAGAUGGCAAAGACUAUAUUACAGAGGUAAUUGGCUCUUCCAUGCAGCUCAUUGGAGAACACCAGGCUGAAGACAGACAGCUGAUUGCAGAUAUGGUCGUAGCCAAAAUGAACCAGGUGCUGUCCAGAACAGCAAAUGCUUCUCCGCAGAGAAGUAUCAGCACCCAACAGCCCCAGAGUGGUUUGCUCCAAGAUGGUCAGACAGAGUCCAGCAAGACCCAAGCCCAGCGACCAGCCCCUCAAGGGGGCCCAUGGCAACCCCAAAGUCAAGAGGUGGUGCAAGAGCAAGCCCAGGGUCCGUCUGCAGAGGGAGUGAACCCCCAGCUGGCAUCUCCUCCCACCAGCCAGCAAGGACAAGGGGUGCCCCCCGCAGGACAGAUACUGCAACAACAGCCACCACCCCGGCCUCAGCCUCCAGCAAUCUCACAGCAGAGAACCCUGCCGCAUCCACAGCUCAACAAGUCGCAGUCACUGACCAACGCCUUCAGCUUCAGUGAGUCGCCCUUCUUUCGCUCCAGUGUCAACGAGGAUGAAGCAAAAGCAGAGACCAUCCGCAGCCUGAGGAAAUCCUUUGCCAGUUUGUUUUCAGAUUGAACUGUGCGAUUCCCAAUGUUUUUGUAGAGAGGCAGACAGAGGAGGGCCUCCUCUGUGAUCAUGUGCACCCAAACCUGAAUCUCCCUUUUCAGCUCUCUGUGAAUCCUUAAAUCAGCUAAGUAUUUUUCCUCUCUGUAGCUCAUAACAGGCCCUUACUUUAUCCCUGUAUCCUACAUAGGUCUGAGGCCUACUGUUUUGUCAAUCUGCACUCGCCUUGCUUUAUCUGUGUGCAAUAAGCAAAGGCUUAUUAGAGAUUGGC
This is a messenger RNA of Polypterus senegalus (gray bichir), 2214 nucleotides long. It is a transcript of the gene syn2b, whose product is annotated as synapsin IIb. The transcript has 13 exons. Gene Ontology annotation, biological process: neurotransmitter secretion. The coding region runs from base 318 to 1955 and encodes 545 amino acids. Lineage: Eukaryota; Metazoa; Chordata; Cladistia; Polypteriformes; Polypteridae. Gene Ontology annotation, molecular function: ATP binding. The record is from RefSeq and is a predicted model, not a curated record. Gene Ontology annotation, cellular component: synaptic vesicle membrane; synaptic vesicle.